CACAAGCAAAAGGAAUGGGCUGGGACACUGGACUAGGCCAUGCUCCAUGAACAUCACCCUGAAAACUAGCCCCAUGAAGACUCGAAGCUGUGGUCUCUCUAGAAGCCUUCAGUAAAACUAUGGCUGCCUUCCGUCCAUAAUUUCUUGUCCCUUAGAGAAAAUCGACUGGUUUGUGCGGCUACCUAAAGUUUCAAGCCGAGCAACGUCCUACAGUUCGCCGCCAUGGCAUAUUCAUGCCUCGCCCGAUCGACCUGCAGAACGGCGCUGUCGUUGGGGAGCCCGUUUGGUCAACGGUUGGAUCAACGGACCAACAACUUGCAAAGGCAUGAGAGCAGUGGCUUAACCGUUCGGCCAGUGCUAACGUAUAAACGGUUUUCUGUCCGCGCAGUCGCCGUAUCUCCCAGCAGCGCUCCGGAUGGCGUUGCGGGGGAAACGGGGCGAGCAGGGGGGGCGCCUCGCGGGGCGAAGCAGGUGGUGCUGGUGGAUCCGGUCGAGGCGAAGCGGCUAGCGCAGGAGGAUCUGAAGAGGCGUGCCAAGGCUGCGUCGAAACAGAAGUGGCGGGAGAUUGAGGCUAUUAAUGGUGCAUGGGCUGUCAUUGGCAUCUUUGCUGCGCUAGUGGGAGAGGGCUUCACUCAGACUGGCAUUCUUGGGCAGCUUGCAAUAUACCUCGAGCUUGUUGCUGGUGCAAUUGAUUCCCUUGCGAAACUUGUGGGAGGCAUCUAAUCUACUGCGGUAGAGCACAUGAGUGCUUUGUUCUUUUUUGCAGCUCACAUAGCUGCCAUGCUUAUGGAGUGAUGGUUAGGGGUUUCUCAUGCGAAUAUUGUUAGUCAUCUCUUGUACAGAGUUCCAGUUUUAUCCUUCAGCAGUUUAUACUCGUUAUGUAGCGUUGACUCACAUGAUGUACAGUGUGCCGUCUUUUCAGUUCCCUGGUCAGUGGAACAAGCGUACUCCGAGGACCACAGAAAGUUGAUGAUUGGACUGUCGGUUACUGCGCCUUCCGAAUCCCAACUCUGCUUGAAAUGCUGCCAGCAGUUGCAAAAUCAUGGUCGAUCUCUCUCAUCACAUGCAGUCAGGUGGAAGGAGAGAGAAACCUCCAGAUUUGUCAUGUGAUGUGAGCCUCGAAUUCGCUGCACUGUUGCGGCAAAGCGCUGUUCGCUGGCUCACACUCUCCUGGCCUAUCUUGUUAGGGCAUUUCCCCACACAACCAAAAGGCUCUGACACUCGGUCCCACUUCAAAGUUUCCCGCAUGUU
Molecule: messenger RNA, 1251 nt
Organism: Closterium sp. NIES-67
Lineage: Eukaryota; Viridiplantae; Streptophyta; Zygnematophyceae; Desmidiales; Closteriaceae
Source: the annotation of a GenBank genome assembly